UCAGAUAUGGUCACCAAUACCGAGAGUAGACAAAAGUUUGUCAAAAGUGUGGUCACAUUUCUGGAUAAAUACAAUUUCGAUGGCCUCGACUUGGACUGGGAGUACCCGGGCAACAGAGGGGGCGCCGCCAGUGAUAUCGAUAAUUACGUGAAACUACUCGAGGAGUUAAAGGAGGCGUUUAAACCGCACGGAUUUCUGCUAACGGCUGCCGUCUCCCCGGGCCGGGGAACCAUCGACAGGGCAUAUAUUAUACCCAAACUCAAUGAGCUGCUGGAUUGGGCUAAUAUAAUGGCGUACGACUAUCACGGGGGGUUUGAUGACUACUUGGGACACAACGCCCCCCUCUAUAGCCGACCCGACGAGACCGAGGAGUUGGAGAGGAAAUUGCAUCAGAAUUACAGGACAUUUAAUGUCGACUAUACUAUCAAUUAUUAUGCGACACACGGACUCAGCAAGGAUAAGAUGAUUAUGGGAGUGCCCUUCUAUGGCAGGGCCUGGACUCUGAUGAAUGCCUCUCAGAACCAUCUCCACGACGAGGCAAGGGGUAUGUCACCGGCGGGUUAUAUAUCUCAUGAGGAGGGAGUGUUUGGCUAUAAUGAGAUGUGUCAAAUGAUAAUUGAAAACCCGUCGCAAUGGGGGCACUCGUACGACAAGGACUAUAGGGCUCCCUAUUCGUGGACUAAAGAUAUAUUCGUUGGAUAUGAUAAUGUGGACAGUAUUCAGUGCAAAGUAUAUACCAUUUAU
Oppiella nova is the source of this 744-nucleotide messenger RNA. Lineage: Eukaryota; Metazoa; Arthropoda; Arachnida; Sarcoptiformes; Oppiidae. The record is from the annotation of a GenBank genome assembly.